AUGUCGAUGCGGCUGCUCGAGGAGGCCGAGCAGGUGUGCACCGAGGGGCUGCAGCUGGCGGGCCUGGAGCACCACACGACGGGCGACGACGAGGAGGCGCCGAAGAUCGACGUCGAGCGCUGCGUCCUGCUGGAGAAGCAGUGCUACGACGCGACGAAGCUCAUCUUCCGCCGCUGCCGCAUCAGGGAGAAGCUCGGGCGCACGGCCCAGGCGCUAGAAGAUGCUGCGGCGUGUGCUGCUAUCAAUCCGGCCUCGGCCACUUUUCGCUUAUGCCUGGAGGACCUGAAGGGCCCGUACACGCGGUCGGCCACGUCCUGCCAUGGAGGGAGCAGCCGGGAGGUUUCGGCCGCGGGGUCCGUUUCCGCGGACUCGCUCCGCACCGUGGGUGACGACAGCGGUGCCGAGGGGACGCUGCGGAAGCUCCUGACGCGCAAGUGA
This is a messenger RNA of Pedinophyceae sp. YPF-701, 438 nucleotides long. NCBI's taxonomy places the organism in Eukaryota, Viridiplantae, Chlorophyta, Pedinophyceae. The record is from the annotation of a GenBank genome assembly.